AUGGUAUUCGAUUUUCUUUUGCUUUUUCUGCUGAUUAGAAGUAAGUAUUGGACUGAUUACAGCUCUGUUGUUCUAAAAAUGAUUAAUUUUGAUGUUGAACAUGAUUUUAAGAUGAUCUAUUUUCUUUAGUAACCAAUUCUUGCCAUGGCGGAGGACAAUAUUCGACAUUGGCAGCACGGAAUAGAGCGCUGGCUUAUGCUGCGCAGAGUUUCGAUGCUGAUUUUCAUAAUGCGAAAUGCGCAAGCGAAGACUAUGGAUUUUACAGAGCCAAAGGUAAACAAAUUUUAUCAAAGUUUACCUUUUUUGGUCGUCUUACAACUGUAUCGUUUCAGAAUUGAAGCGCUUGGCAACUGAAUAUGAGUUCUCAUCCGUCCCAAUUGCAAUCGGCUCAGGUGGUACAGCUGUUUGUGGAUUUGAUUCCGAUGAAGAGAAGUGUGCUUGGUACAAUCGACAGGUCGGAACUCAAGGCCCGGGAUUCAAACGAGCUCGAUUCGAAUCGUUCUUUGAUGUCGAUAAGUUUGAAUGCACUUCGAAUCGGAUUUUCGCAUUUGGUAAGUAAUUGUAGCUUAUUUUUUAUGUUCAGGUCAUUAAUUACAGAGUAAUUUGAUAUCACUUUUCAGAGGACUAUUUUCUAAUGGCUGGAGGCGAGGACUACGAUAGAGAUAUCUCAGCGGCCAUUGAGACAAGGAUACCAUGUCAAUUUGACAAAGCCUAUCUUAAAUUUGAGUACGUUUUAAAUCAGACAUUUUUUGUAUGGCCAGCUCUCCUCUUUCGUGGCUUCUCUCGAAAAUCGAUCCGUUGAGUUACUUGGCUGAUUUGCUUAUUUAUCAAACAUACAGCAAAAAAACGACGUCUCUUAAAGCCAUCAUAUAUGAAAUGUUUCUAGUUACUGGAGCAACAACGAGACCCCAGUCUUGAAAGUGUGCGUGAUCCCCGAAGACACCCCCGACCCUCAAUGUGAGGAAUCCCAUAUGGAUUCGAAUCCCCUGACCUUCGAAAUCCCCCAAUCCCUGAGGCCAUUCCGUCUGCGUGUGCAGGUGGACUCCAUCGGGAAGGAUGACAUUGUCUUCCUCGAUUCCAUUAGAUACGAAGGCAAAUUUUGUGAAGUUUAUGGGCCCGAAAAGAAGAAUACGACGACCACAAGGACCGUCGCGAAUGCAGCGCCGACUAGAAGUUUCAAACCGACCAAGUCGAUUACGGAUAAUGACAUUGUUUAUAGCACAACCGAGUCGAUAAAGAAGAAAAAAGUGUUUGGCACAACGAGUAUCGUCCAUUCUGAGGUUGGUUAUGGCACACUUUGGCUAUAGCAUACUUAUAUUGGAAUUGAGUCAAGUAUAAUACAGAAAUUGAUCUUCUGAUUUCAGGACCGAGACCUAGGUUCGCAACAAGGGAAAUUGGAUGUUUGCGAGGCCUUGAGCUGCGACUUCAACCACGGGGAUUCCUGUUAUUACUCUCUUUCAGGCCUUGGAGGAACGUAUGUUCAAUACAUUUUAAUAUCACGCAAUUUUCAGUGCUGAAUGGCGAAUUGGAGAACAUUAUUUUGGAAAUCCGCACACUGGAAUCCACAAGGCUAAUCCGAUUGAUCAAAGGAUGAGUGAGUUGAUAGCAAAAUGCGUUAUGUUUCUUCUUUUCAUCACGUACAGUGGGACCUCCGUACAACGAACCGCCAUACAACGAAACCUGUCUAUAACGUACAAUCUCAAUUGUCACUUUUAUAACAAAAUCAACCUCCGUAAUUCACUAUAACGAACAAGCGUUUUGCUCUUUGCGAUUCAUUGUAUGGAGUCACUGUAUCGAAAUUUCGGUUUUUAAUGAAUAGUUUCAGCUGGCUUUGCUUUUGUCGGCCUGGAUCGGAAUGAUUUUUCAACGGAAGUAUUCGUCUUGGAAUCGGCCCGUUUCUUCACCAAAGAGCCGGUUUACCUGGUCUUUGAUCUCUAUCAGCGCUCCGUGGGUCCUCAGUUGAGAGUGAGUUGGGAUCUGAAAGCUGUUUAUCGUGCCCAAUCUAUUUGUAGGUCUGUGUGAACUCCUUUGACAACUGUCCGUAUGUUAACCCACCGUUGAACGCAAGGGAAUUCUGGAGGCACGAUCAGCGGAUUCUGUUGGACGAAGAGGCCGAAAAGGUGGGAAAUAUGGGAUUUGAAGUCCAAACUGGGUUCACAUCGCCAUAUACAGGGUGUUUCAAGAAAUUUGGAACAAAUGACUUGCUUAUAUCUUUUUGUUCUUUGCAGCUAUCAACGAAUUUCUUUUUGCUUCUAAAAAUUGACAGCGUGCGUUUUUAGAAUCUCAAAAAAUUUUUUUUCGUCGGCGGAGGGUCCAUUUCUCGGCGGAAAAAUUAGGGCCUUUUUAAAAAUCACAGCUUAUUACGUGGCGGAAACGCCGUUGCAACGGCUGAAAUCAAGUUUACGUAAUACCUCCAUCGAUUUUACGGUAUGCUUUUUUGCGUUUUCGAUUUUACGCACUUCCGCGGAUGCGCGGCGGAGACCUCAGAUUUCGGUGGACGUCGUUUUGGGCCUUCGGCUGUUGCAAUUCAUGUUGGAAAAGAGGUUGGGGUGAUUUUUUCUUGUCAUCCGAUGCACAGAUGGUAAAAAUUUCGUGCUUUUUAUCCCCGGCGGAGGAGUCGGCGGAGGCUUUAUCAAAGGGUAAAAACAAAACUCGGCCGAUUUGUCCGCCGGACCAAAAAAAUCAAAAAUCUUUGAAAGACAAUGCUGCUCUGAUGGAUUCUUGUAGCUGAGAUUUUUCCCGGACUCGUAAGACAGCUUUGACCCUUUGAUAAAGCCUCCGCCGAAUCCUCCGCCGGGGAAAAAAGCACGAAAUUUUUGCCAUCUGUGCAUCGGAUGACAACAAAAAAUCACCCCAACCUCUUUUCCAACAUGAAUUGCAACAGCCGAAGGCCCAAAACAACGUCCGCCGAAAUCUGAAGUCUCCGCCGCGCCUUCGCGGUGCGCGUAAAAUCGAAAACAAAAAAAUGCAUACCGUAAAAUCGAAGGAGGUGUAACGUAAACUUGAUUUCAGCCGUUGCAACGGCGUUUCCGCCACGUAAUACGCUGUGAUUUUUAAAAAAGGCCCUAAUUUUCUACGCCGAGAAAUGGGCCCUCCGCCGACAAAAAAAUUUUUUUUAAGAUUCUAUAAACGCACGCUGUCAAUUUUUAGAAGCAAAAAGAAAUUCGUUGAUAGCUGCAAAGAACACAAAGAUAUAAGCAAGUCAUUUGUUCCAAAUUUCUUGAAACACCCUGUACAUUAAUGUUUUUAUUUUUAUAUGCUACAAAAGUUUAGCUUACAUGUAAUUUAAAUUGCUUUAGGUGUAUUUCAUUGCCGGGAAAGUCGGUCGAAACCUUUAUUUGGCCAUCGACAACAUCCGCUUGCAGACCUCAGACUUUGAAGAUUAUUGUUCCCAGGUCCUGUAA
Bursaphelenchus xylophilus (pine wood nematode) is the source of this 3404-nucleotide messenger RNA. The record is from the annotation of a GenBank genome assembly. NCBI's taxonomy places the organism in Eukaryota, Metazoa, Nematoda, Chromadorea, Rhabditida, Aphelenchoididae.